Messenger RNA from Spodoptera litura, 7794 nucleotides. The record is from RefSeq and is a predicted model, not a curated record. Lineage: Eukaryota; Metazoa; Arthropoda; Insecta; Lepidoptera; Noctuidae.
UUUCACUAAAAAUAUCUUCUGGUUGGAAUCAUUUUGUGAAAUAAAGUUUUCCCACUUCUUCCCACAAUGAAGUAAAACAAUUUUUUUAGUAGUACUUACGAUGUACUGUGUUACUGUAUUAGAAAGUGUGAUGCCAAACAAAUGAAAAUUUACGUUAGAUCUCUCUCUUAUCAUGCUUUUCAACAAAAACUAGUUGAGUUUAUUAACUAAACUUGUUAAAGUCAAGAUGAGGCUGUUUUUAUUCCAUUUAGUGAUUUUAUAUCGAAAUUGAGUUCGUAUUAAUUAUUACAAGGAAUUAGUCAUAUUACAUUCCAAAAUUAAUGAAUAUUAUUGUAAUUUAAACAACAUUUAAUUCGCCCUGGUUUGUAGCAGUACGCGGCUCAUGACAUGACUGUUCACUGUGUUCGUUUCAUUCUCGAUAUCGAUUCCUUCGCAGGCCGCUAGAGCGCACUCACGUCAAAAUUCUCAAAUAUGGCGGCGCGAUCAAUGAAGUUGUAAUGUGUAGUGAGUGAAGUCUAGUGUAAAAAUUGAAAUGUUUAAUUUUGGUGUUGUUUUUGUGUGUGGUUGUUAACGUUAAUGGGCCAUGGGAAGGGGCCAGGAGCUUUUAAACGCCGCCCGCGAAGGCGACAAGCGGACAGUGGAAAAAAUACUUGGCCAAAUAACUAAUAUAAGUGGUCCAUUUACAAGUUUCAAAAAUAUUCUUCAAGUUGGAAAACCCCGCGGAGUAGAAUUACCCGUACCGGUCACCGAGCAAGUCUCAAAAUUGGAAAAGCCUGAGGAACCAUCUUGCUUGCGUCGGGGUGCGGGUGUGAAUGUACAGGAUGAUAACGGUUAUACACCACUUCAUCAAGCAUGUUUGAAUGGACAUCGUUGGCGCGUGAUAGUCGUAAUUGUAUCCGCCUCUCAUUUAUUAAAACGUGACUCGGUUUGCGUGCGCAAGAGUCGCCUAACUACUGGAUUGAUUGACGGUGAAUUGAACAAGUGGUGGUCAGGCGUCGGGCCGGGCUGCUGCACCGCGCCCGCCGUGCCGAGUCGCGCGUGCGAUGCGGAGCGGUCCCCGCCGCCCGCGCCGCCUCCCGCUCCGCCUGUGCUUUGCGCCAGACCCUGCUGUCGCGACGCCACAGUCGCAGAUAGCAUUGAACCUCGUCGCGUCGUCGUUGAACAAGUCGGCAGCGGCGGCGGCGCGGGCGCGAGCGGCGCGCGGCACAAGACGGCUCCCCAGGCCGCAACGACGACGGCACACAGCAAGCAGCUGGCGGCGGGCGGGGCCAACCACCCGCCCCAGCCGCAAGGUAACCAUAAACAUCCACAAGGAAACAAAAAAUAUGAUAAUUCUAGAAGACCGACAGCUCGAACAAAACGCUCCGGCUGUGGUGGCGAUGGCGACUACCAGCUGGUGCAACAUGAGGUGCUCUACUCCUCGUCCAAUAGGUACGAGGUGUUGGAGUUCCUCGGCAGAGGUACGUUCGGGCAGGUGGUAAAGUGCUGGAAGAAAGGCACUAAUGAGAUAGUCGCCAUCAAGAUCCUCAAAAACCAUCCUAGCUAUGCCCGCCAAGGACAGAUUGAGGUAUCUAUUUUGUCCCGGCUCUCGCAGGAGUCAGCGGAUGAAUUCAAUUUCGUCCGAGCGUAUGAAUGCUUCCAGCACCGCUCACACACGUGUCUUGUGUUUGAGAUGCUGGAGCAGAACUUGUAUGACUUUCUUAAGCAGAACAAGUUCUCGCCGCUGCCUCUCAAAUACAUCAGGCCUAUACUCCAGCAAGUCCUCACGGCGUUACUUAAACUUAAACAACUGGGUCUAAUACACGCGGAUCUGAAGCCAGAAAACAUAAUGUUAGUUGAACCAGCGCGACAGCCAUACAGAGUCAAAGUCAUCGACUUUGGAAGCGCUUCACACGUCAGCAAGGCCGUCUGUAAUACGUACUUGCAGAGCAGAUACUACAGAGCACCAGAGAUAAUCUUGGGGCUUGCAUUCUGCGAGGCUAUCGACAUGUGGUCGUUGGGCUGUGUGGUCGCGGAGUUGUUCCUGGGCUGGCCGCUGUACCCCGGCUCGUCGGAGUACGACCAGAUCCGGUACAUCUCACAAACGCAGGGUCUACCAACUGAACACAUGCUCAAUAGCGCUAGCAAGACGGCGAAGUUCUUUUAUCGUGAUGUGGACAGUACAUACCCAUUCUGGCGUUUGAAGACCCCUGAGGAACAUGAGCUGGAGACAGGCAUUAAAAGCAAAGAAGCCAGGAAGUACAUCUUCAACUGCCUUGAUGACAUAGGCCAGGUAAAUGUACCGACGGACCUUGAAGGCGGCCAACUUUUAGCUGAGAAAGCAGACAGAAGGGAGUUUAUUGAUUUACUGAAGAGAAUGCUCACUAUGGACCAGGAAAGACGAAUAACUCCUGGUGAAGCAUUGAAUCAUGCUUUCGUGACACUCGCCCAUCUCGUGGACUACGCGCACUGCAACAACGUCAAGGCGUCCGUUCAAAUGAUGGAGGUAUGUCGUCGUUCAGGCGGCGGCGUGGGUGGCGUGGGCGGCGUGGGCGGCGGCGGCGCGGAGUACGUGUCGGGCGUCGUGGCCGGCGCCGCGCCGCCGCACCAUCUCGCGCUCACCAUCAACCAACAGAGGCUCAGGGCGGCGCCUUAUGACAACCUUUACCAGUUAUACCAGGGCGGUCGUGUAGCAGUGGGAGGUGCCCGUCAGUACGCGACGCGUGCUGCAGAACCAUUCCCUCAUCAAUUCGUCUCGUCCAUCCUCUGCCAGCCAGCAUACCAGUACGAGCUCCACCAGGUGCAGCAGUUGGCUGCGGCCGCUGCAGCCGCCGCCGCCGCGCAUCAUCAGCACGGCGUGGCGGGCGUCGCAGGCGUGGCUGGCGUGGCCGGCGUGCCAGGCGUGGCCGGCGUGCCGGGCGUGGGAGACGUGAGCGGCGUGGCGGAAUGGCGCGCACCUCUCAUCGUGGAACCAGCGCCCAUGCCUGAACCUGAUGUAUGGGAUGCCUUCCAUCCGCAUCAUCCACAACAUCAUCACCCGCAUAAGAGAUCAACAAAGCAGCAGACGACGGUGCCGCACUACCAACCGCACCACCAAACGCAUCAAUACAGUAUGGCAAGCAGCGGCGGUAAGAAGGAGCCGACACAACUGUCGCCGGUGAAGAAGCGGGUGAAGGAAGGAACUCCACCAUCUAGGCAUAGGCAUCAUCAUCACGACCACACUGUCCGCGGCGCCGCGUGGGAGGGCGGGGGCGGGGGCCCCGCGGGCGCGGCGCACACGAUCACGAUCCGCGACACGCCGUCGCCCGCCGUGUCCGUCAUCACCAUCUCCGACUCCGACGACGACAACGACGCGCCGCGCCGCGCCAGCCACGGGCAGCCGCACAACAAUACUGGCGGCAACGGUGAGUGCUUAAGCGGUGCGGUGGCGGGUACAAGCUCGGGCUCCGGCGGCGUCAUAUGUAGCGCGCGCUCGCCCAAGGACGACAAACAUGUCAAGCAUGAACCGCACCAGAACUGUCACCAUCAUCAUCAGCAACCCCAGCCGCAACAGUCAUCAGCGGCGUCCCAGCCGGGGCGGGCCGCCGCCGUGCCCGUGGCCACCCCGCAGAGCCAGAAGAAGCGGCUGCUGGCUCUGGCGCAGCAGGAGGCGCAGGCCAAGCGGGAACACGAACACGUACACUCACAUCUACCUCCCAGCGGGUCAACAGUACGUCAAACGAACGACUAUCAAUGCAACCAGUAUGUGCCGGCGCAGCACAAUAAGAGAGAUAGUAGCGGCGGUUGUCGCGAGUACCUGACUAAUGGAGCUGGAGUAAGCGGAGUGAACGGCGUGGGUGGCGUGAGCGGCGUGAGUGGCGUGAGUGGCGUGAGUGUGAGCGUGAGCGGCCCCCCCGCGGCACACAAGCACGCCGCGCCCCACGCCUGGCACCACCACCCACAUCCACACUACAAGACCGGUAGUGGUGGAGUAUUGUCCCCGGGCGGGGGAGUGUCCCCCGGAUAUUUGCCGCCACCUCUAUACGUACCCACAUACCACUAUCAUACUGGCGGCGUGGGCGGCGUGGGCGGCGUGGGCGGCGUGGGCGCGCCCCCGCCGGCGCACCACGCGUCGGGCGGGCGCCUGCCGACGUACCUGCAGCCGUACUCGCCGACGUACCUGGUGCCGCCGCAGCAACACCUGUGGUACACGGACUGACACUAGCUCGGCGCACGCACUCCGCACUACUUCUCAAUCGAUCGAACGUCUUUUGUAUUCUUUCUUAGCGAUGUACGCCUGUAAUCGCGCAUAUUCGAAUUAUACUUAAUCCGGUAUAAAUGUUUAAUCGUAUUUGUUUACAUGUGUAAUUUAUUACAUGAUAGCGAUGUAUGAGCGCUUUUAAAUGUAUGUAUAAUAGAUUAGUGAAUUAUUUGUAUCGUUCGAUGUCGGUGUCUGUACUGGACGUAUGAACACGGUUUGUUCACAUGUAUUAUAUGGAUUGUAAAUUUCGCGUUAUAUUUUGCUGAUAAAGCGAGUAGGUUGCAUUUACUAAUAUUUUAUCAUAGUUUAGUGUUUGUACCAAAUCAUUUUAAUGGGGAAUUAAUUGAUGUAAAGAGUAUGUAACUAAUGUGUUUGUGUGGUGAUGCGCGACGUACGCGACUCGUUUUAGUUUACGUCACACUGAGUUUGUCAAUUAUAAAGUUUUAUUUGUGUUGUACGUGUUGGAGACACGCUUCAGAUAUACGAGUAUCGGCUGUACCGACAGUACCGAGGUUUGAGGAUAAGAGUGUUACGUUCCAAGUGAUGCAAACAUUUAUUGCUGUGUCUAUCUUAUAUGCAAAAUUAAAGGGUUUUAUAUUACGUAGGAUAACUAAAUGUGUAGGGCGCGGUGAUGGACUACUUGUAUAGAUGUAGAUUCGAGUAUAUUAAACGAAAUAAAAAAUCUAUCUAAGAUAUUUUAUAAACAUUUAGUACACACUAAUGAUUAACUAAGAUUGUAAUAAUGCAUGUAUAAUCCACAUUAGAUAGAAUGAAAUUGUUUAAAAAAAUUUAAUAAUGUCCUUUAUAGAAGAUGAAAAAAAAUUUAUAUGUUAUGCAAUUAUUUUUACGACUGCAAUUGAUUUUAGUUUUAAUAUUUUGAUAAGUGUUUAGUGACACUAGAGAGCUAUUAUAUUUCGCUGACUUGAUACGCGUCGAUUAACGACUGGGUAUUUCAGUUUCGCAGUGUUUAACAUGUGUGUAACCUGAUGGUGGGUGUGACAGGCCCGGAGUAGCCCGGCCGCGCCGCGAUGUAUAAGUAUUACAUAAAUAAGUCAUAUCGUACAAGUUCCCUAGCAGUAACACUACCCGACACACGCCGCGCGGCCCGCUCAGUGGACGCUACGGACGCACGACGCUCGCAAACUAUAUUCCUUACUAUAUAAUUAUAAUUAUAUAUUAUAAGAUGCAUCACUUUUACUAUAUCUGCUAUAUAUUCACAACAAUCUUUAUUAGAUAUUGAACGCUUUUUUCGACAAAGUUAUCGAACUCUAUUUAGAAGUAUUACGAUGUUAUUACUAAUUGUAACUUUGAUGUAGCGUGUUUUUAUAGAGCUUUUGGUGUCAUGCAACCGCCAGUAUCGACGGGUAAUGUGCUUAUGUGUCUGUUUAUCCUAUAAAUUAAUACGAUAUCGUCCUACUCGGGACUUUUUUAACAAAUUUGUAGAUUAUCAUUAACGAAGUAUAUCGUCGUCUGCCUCCCGUAGCGUACACUAAGUACAUUUUUUUAAUUUUAUUAUUACUAUUUGGUUUAUCAUUUUAUUUAGUAUUAAGUGUUUAAUUUAUAAAUAUCCACCAUUUAAUCGCAAGAUACUAUACACCACUGCAUUAUUUUAAAAUUCAUAUUAAACAUGUGUUAUAUGACAAGACUACUAUGUAAUAUUAUUAGUUUAACAUAAAGUUAGUAGGCAUUAGUUUUGCUGCCCGACAAUAAUGAUUAUGUUUAGUUUCGUAUUUCUAACGGUUGUAGUUAUAACUAUGUUACUUUAUUUUGUUUUAUCGUCAACUGGUUAGUUGAUAUCGGGCACCGUAGUGAAUACGUCAAUAUUUAUAUGUUGAAAUACUAUUUAACUAUUAAAACUCCUAAUCAAUUAUCUAAGGAUAUUCCGUUUUCCAAUGUAUAUUUCUUCUUAGUGUUUCGUCGAAUUCUCAAACGUAUUCCGUAAGUGACACGCGAUGAUUGUCACUUGUGUGUGUACCCCGGUACAGGAUUACCGUUUGAGAAUCCGGGGGUAAUUGUAUCACAGAAUGUUUUCACAAUAGACGAGGAAAUGUGUCUUUUUCAUGUCCUUUGUAACGGACAUUCUGCCAGACUUACUCAGUACGACGCCCGACGUUACGCCGACCUGCGACUGCCCGCUCCUUGGAAGCGACGAGGCGACUAUUGUUUCUAUGUUUAUAUUUUCAUUAAUCACUCAAAUCUAAUCAAUUUUUGUAUAUUUCUUUGUAUGUGCAAUAAUAUGAGAUUUUAUUAUGAUGAAUAAAUUAAUCGGAUGCAAUAAUAUGUAAAAUGAAUGUAAAUUAUUUUCAAUUUUAUGUGAGAAUCAGUUUAUUUUUAUACAAUUAAGUGUUGAAAACACUAGUAUUCUGUUCGAGCAACAGUUUGCGUAUGAUGUGAAUAGUGUUGUAUAGUGGAGUCUGGGGUCUGGGGUCUGGGGUCGGUAAGGGCCGGCCAGUCGCCGCGGUCGGCGGUAGGAAGCGAGAUUGCCCCCUCUGGCGAGGCUUUAGUCAAUGAUCUCUGUUGAAACGUGCACAUAUUAUAACUAUUACCCCUACGUAUCGCUAUGUGGCACGGCGUUAGUUCGUCUCAAUCUUUUGUUUUAGUGAUUUUAUUAUUUCUAAGCUUUUAUUGGAGUUUUGGGGUUUAUUUUUAAGCGUAUUAACAUAAUGGAAUGUUAACACAUUUUCUAUAAUAAUUUUGUCCUAGUUCAUAUUAUAUACGUUAUACGUCUGCUUACGGUAUCGUUUGAAAUUGCCUUAUUAUGUUUUAGUGUGUAUAUGGGGCAUGUUGUCGCGGCGCAAUCGACCCAUAGUAUCGCAUACAGGCCGGCUGCAUGGCUGGCCACUGUCUGACUGUCCACUGACGUGCUGUCGGUGCAGUAGCGAGCGAUGCACUCGACUCACGAGAUAUCUGAAUGACGGCUGUACGUCGACGUGAUUCUGUGAUUAUUACUCAUAUUAUUAUUAGUUCGAAAACUGUAAAUGUGGGUUGUUGCAAUAAGAAAAUUCUUUUUGUGUGUAUAAAAUUGCAUUUUGCGAAGCAGCUGUAUGAAAUGCCCCGUGUAUAUGUAUAUUAGUUUAGUUGUGUAUGGUUUCACCAAAACACGAUACCGAUUAUAUUUAUAGAGGAAAUUAACACGAAACAAGUCGCGAUUAGCAAAUUCGAGUGUCGACAAUAAUUUAUUGUUCUAAUGGUAACAAUUAAUGUACAAAAUACUCCGAGUAAGUUGUCAAUAGCCCGCACAUAUGUUGUAAGUAGACAGAUUGUUCCGCUGUGAUGCAGUGUAGCGGUGAAACUGUAAUGGUAGGCUUACGUUUGGUUUAAUUCGUGUAACUUGUAACUACGUACCGGCAGGUACUGGCCGAGAACUAACUCUACAAUAUUGGGUAUUUUAUGUUUUAAUUUAGCUUAUAGGGGCUUGUGUAAACAAGUUGAAACUAUUAACAUGUUUUAAAAUUCGAUAUGUGGGUGAUCAGGGGAUAUAGCACAGAUGUUGCUUAAGUUUCUCUUCAAUAAUAAUCAAAUAGUUUAUUAUUAGAUGAAAAAUUGUAAAUAAACAUCCAAAUAUCCCUUUUUUA